Messenger RNA from Aspergillus alliaceus, 1591 nucleotides. Its product is annotated as porphobilinogen synthase HEM2. NCBI's taxonomy places the organism in Eukaryota, Fungi, Ascomycota, Eurotiomycetes, Eurotiales, Aspergillaceae. The transcript is spliced from 2 exons. Gene Ontology annotation, cellular component: cytosol. Gene Ontology annotation, biological process: heme biosynthetic process. Gene Ontology annotation, molecular function: zinc ion binding; porphobilinogen synthase activity. The record is from RefSeq and is a predicted model, not a curated record. The coding region runs from base 350 to 1471 and encodes 373 amino acids.
CUUAGCCAAUGGUAACCUUCGACAAUUGUCUUACACAUCCAGCGAUUUACCCAGACAGAUCAUGGUAUCCCUCGGCUAUAACUCCGAAGAUCUGAAGAACAUUUUCUGAACCACCGAUCUUAUCCGUACGUAGCGCCUCGAGACCUCAAUCUAUAAUAAACUCGCUUCUACUGUUGCUAUACAACCUAUCCUUGCCAGACCAAGCAUCGCAGAGAGUGCACCUUGACACUCGCCAGACUGAUCGUUGACUAUCAACCUCAUCUCAUCCCAGUGACUGGUACCUACCUAGCAAGUGGUUUAGGAUAGACACAGGUGUCCCCCUUUAUACUUCGCGGCACCCAUCGCCACCAUGUCAUUUUCUAACCUCGUCUCUGAUCUUGCCUUCAGAGACUCACAUGAUGAACGAAGCUCCCAAAUAUCCCAUGUCCGAUCACAAGUUACUGCACGCUCAUAUACAAGUACAGCUGCCACAAGUGUUAGCAUAUCUGGUGAUAUUUCCAGUCAACUUCAUUCCGGUUAUAGCCAUCCGCUGAGCAGAUCAUGGCAAGCUGAAAGGCAAUUGACCAAGGAAAUGCUUAUUUAUCCCCUCUUCAUUACCGAUAAUCCUGAUGAAGAGACGCCUAUCCCUUCUCUCCCCGGUCAGCACCGUCGAGGAUUGAACCGUCUAGUUACCUUUCUGAAGCCCCUAGUCCACAAAGGGCUACGUUCAGUCAUCCUGUUUGGGGUCCCAUUACACCCAUCUGCAAAGGAUGCACUGGGUACAGCUGCAGAUGAUCCCUCUGGGCCAGUAGUUCAAGCUAUUCGCCUGCUCAGGUCACGAUUCCCUCAACUCUAUGUUGUGACAGAUGUGUGUCUUUGUGAAUAUACAUCGCACGGCCACUGUGGGAUACUUAGAGAAGAUGGAACCCUUGAUAACACGCAAUCUGUGGAUCGGAUCUCGGAUGUUGCUCUGGCUUAUGCUGCUGCUGGAGCCCACUGUGUCGCACCAUCCGAUAUGAAUGAUGGGAGAGUGCGUGCUAUUAAAUUGAAACUUAUCGAAGCUGGGAUGGCCCACCGUGUCCUCCUGAUGUCCUACAGUGCCAAGUUUAGUGGGUGCCUGUACGGGCCUUUCCGCGAUGCAGCGGGCUCUUGUCCAUCUUUCGGGGACCGCAGAUGCUAUCAGCUACCACCAGGAGGCCGUGGGCUUGCUCGACGCGCCAUACAGAGAGAUAUAAGUGAAGGGGCAGACAUCAUAAUGGUAAAGCCGGCAAGCAGCUACCUCGAUAUUAUCAGAGACGCAAAAGAGCUUGCCCAGGAUAUUCCCAUCGCUGCUUAUCAAGUUAGUGGUGAAUAUGCUAUGAUACACGCGGGCGCCAAGGCGGGCGUCUUCGACUUGAAGUCAAUGGCUUUUGAAAGUACCGAAGGGAUUUUACGGGCUGGUGCUGGGAUUAUAGUGAGCUAUUUCGUCCCUGAUUUCUUGGAUUGGCUUUAGAAUGAACUGGCGGCAUGGAUUGUGAUAGAACCAUGGCCACGAUAACUACCGGACAAAUGUCAAACUUAAAAAAGCCAUUGAUUGAACUACAAAGAAAAAAGAAGCUAGAUUCUGUGAGUG